AUGGCAUCCCCGCCGCCGUCGCCGGAGCCGGACUGGGCCGGCCUCCCUGAUGAUGCCCUGCUUACAGUGUUCGAGCGCCUGGGCGCGCCGGAGGUGCUCAUGGGCGCCGGGGUCGUGUGCCGCAACUGGCUCCGCGUCGCCACCGGCGAGCCCGACCUCUGGCGCCGUGUUGACCUGUCCGACUGCUUCGACCCCACCAUCGACAUGGUGGCCAUGGCGUGCGCGGCCGUCGACCGCGCCGACGGCCGCCUCGAGCACUUCGCCGCCGAUUGUUUCGUCACCGACGCGCUGCUCUUCUACAUGGCCAAGAGAACUAAUGGGUUGAAAAGCCUUCGGCUAGUUAACUGCAUGAAAGUCUCACACAAAGGCUUGGUUGCUCUGGGCAAGAGAUCGCCCCAUCUCGAGGAGCUUGAGCUUACUACCUGCUCCAUCUAUAUUUCGAUGAAGGCUGUUGGCCAAGCAUUCCCACAGCUGAAGCGGCUGCGGCUGAACAACCGGUGGGUCAAUGUUGAGUGUGAAGAACAGUUCGAUAACCACCGUGCCCUCGACAUCGCCAGCAACAUGCCUGAGCUACGUCACCUUCAGCUCUUCGCCAAUCGGCUCCACAACAGUGCACUUGCUGCCAUACUUGACAACUGCUGCCACCUCGAGUCCCUAGACCUGCGCCAGUGCUUCAACAUCCACAUCGACGCAGAGCUGCGGGCAAAGUGUGCAAGGCUUAGAGACGUGAGGCUACCCAAGGACUCGACCAAUGACUACGAUCACGAGGCGUACAUUGAGACGCUUGAGCUGAAUUCCCUUCCACUUCUUUUUGCCCACGAUGGUGUUUUUACACAGCAAUACCCCUUCCAUGGAUCUGACCACAGUGAUGAGGAUGAUCAGGAAGAUCUGGACGUAGCCCUUGGUCAUUUGGCUUUAUGA
Molecule: messenger RNA, 921 nt
Organism: Triticum turgidum subsp. durum (durum wheat)
Lineage: Eukaryota; Viridiplantae; Streptophyta; Magnoliopsida; Poales; Poaceae
Source: the annotation of a GenBank genome assembly